AUGUCACGUUCAUCAACCAGACGUUCAUUUUUAAAGGAUGUUCAACAACUUUACCGGACAAUUGAGACAUCGACAGAUGGUCAGGCCACCAUAAUCGGAGUCAACGAAUUGUCAGUGAUGAUCUCGCUGAAUCCAAAAUCUGGUGACAACGCUCACGCUGUUUUCACUGUGAGAAUUCAAUGUCCGCCGGAUUAUCCCUUGGAACCACCACAAAUAUUCUUCACAACACCAAUCUACCAUCCAUUUGUCUGCAUUGAAUCAUGGCAUAUUUGUCUAAGCAUGCUAAGUGAAUGGACUAGUGCUUACAAUCUGGUGGAUGUGGUAGAAACACUUCUCUACGUCGUGGUCCAUCCGGAUUUUGACACGGUUAGCGACACGUUUGGCUACCGGAAGAACAGAGAACUUGUGGCGGAAAGGACAAGGCGUUUUUUGGCAGGUCUGCCUGUGCAUGGAAACCGAGUUGCACCGAACCAAGCGUGGUGCGAGUGGGCAAAGGCUAACGGGUGCUUUCCAGCUGAUGGCGAAGAGGAUUGCGACACUAAUGGAAAAGCGGAAGUAAAUGCGGCACAGGCGGUUAAUGAGGAUGGUGUGCAGACGUCGGGUAAUGAGCACGCCGGUGGCUCCGAUGUAAUUGCCUCUGAGUCUGAGGACGAUGAAACUGAGGAAUCCAAUGGUGACGCAGCUGUAUCCGACGACGAUGGUUCCGCAUUUGGAAAUAUUCCACACCUUGAAAGUGAAGGGAACAAUUCACAAUUUUCGGUGCUGUACGAAAAGGAAAACAUGCCAGAAUACAUUGCAUCUCAGCGCAUUCUUAUUUGGCAACCAGCUGACAGUCCCACUGCCAAUAUGCCCUCUGUGUUCUACUUCUGUGAGCUUAUCGGCGAUGAACAUUUACAGGUGGAUUUUCGCUACCUUUACGACAUGAUGUUCACAGGCAAUGUGCUGCGCUCAAUGCAAAGCCAUCCUGAGUGGAGACAAAUAUCGGAUUUGUGCCCAUGGUAUAGUUUCAUCGAAGAAGAGUGCGAUAUCCCUCUCGUGAGGCAAUUAUCCGACUACGACCUGUCCUUGUUAUUUCCUGAAUCGAAUAUAACAAACCCCACGUACACCAACGUACCUUGUCCUGUGCCGUUUAUAGACCCCUUGGGUCAAAACGUGACAUGGAAUGCUCUCCCCACACAUGACGGUGUUAGUGGCAACAACAUGUCAUUACAUUUUAACAGUAGUUUGCCGAAAGUGGAUCGUGACGCUGACAGGAAAUAUAGUAAAGAGGAAAUGGAAGAUAGGGAAGAUGGAGAGGAAGGGAGAAAGGAGUAUAAUGAGGUGGAGAUAGCGAAACAGCAGGAAACAAAUGCGAUGGAAGUGGAGCAGCAGCAGCAGCUGGAUCAUUUGGCAACUCCCACAAAAGUGGAAAACAAUAUAGCUGGAGCCAAACUUGAAGAUGUGAUGGUGUGUAAUCAUGUCCAUGUUCCUGAAGACACGCAGUCGUCCACGUCUUUGAAAACAUACCCCUCGAGAGAUAAAGCGUGGGACUGGUUUGGAGACAAUGGAUUUAUAUCAAGUGACUACUUUGACUGUGCGUACAUAAUGAAUUUGUUUAUGGAGCCACAGUGGCACUGGUUUUUCCGUCAGACACGAUGGCCUUUUCGUUUCGCUCCACAGCAGAAUGUCGACUUGAGAAUGCGCGUGCCUUGCGUCCCCGAAUGGCAACCGAAUGCAAUAAGUAUGUAUUGCGAUGUCAAAAUGUUUUGUAAAAGAAACCGGGAAAUGAAGAAUCUGAUUCUUCUCGAUGCCAUGGCCUUAUCACCGCUUUCUCCGCUGCUCAAUCUGAUGCGACACUCUGUGGAACCGAAGGCUCACCUCACUGGCAUUCUGUGGAUGACCCCAGUUGAUGCUCUUUCUCCCUCCUACUGCGUCCCCAUUCCACGACAAGACGUGAAUGGUGAGGUUGAAAAGCACCCCUACCCUUCU
Messenger RNA from Mesocestoides corti, 1968 nucleotides. The record is from the annotation of a GenBank genome assembly. Lineage: Eukaryota; Metazoa; Platyhelminthes; Cestoda; Cyclophyllidea; Mesocestoididae.